This is a messenger RNA of Umbelopsis ramanniana AG, 1017 nucleotides long. RefSeq lists its product as uncharacterized. The record is from RefSeq and is a predicted model, not a curated record. The transcript has 3 exons. Gene Ontology annotation, cellular component: mediator complex; core mediator complex. Gene Ontology annotation, biological process: regulation of transcription by RNA polymerase II. Gene Ontology annotation, molecular function: transcription coregulator activity. Lineage: Eukaryota; Fungi; Mucoromycota; Umbelopsidomycetes; Umbelopsidales; Umbelopsidaceae. The coding region runs from base 242 to 718 and encodes 158 amino acids.
CAUAAGGAUUUUGCUGAACUUUCUCAGAAAGCUCAUUCACUCGGGAUUGUAGAGACUCUGGAAGCUUGUUCUCAUUUUCAGAAAGCUUCAAGUUAUAUGGUAACUUGAAUCGUUUGGGAAUGGUCAAUGCUUUCCAAGCCUUGACGGGCAUAAAAGAAAAUGGGUUACCAAAAAAAAUUACAGACUGCUUUGGUAUUUGAGGCAAGCACGACUGGUAAUUCAAGUCGCAGCAAAAUCCUGAAUGUCUACACCACUGGAAUUAUCUGACGAAGAGCAACAGCGACGGUUCCGAAUUGAAUUAGAAUUUGUCCAAUGCUUGGCUAAUCCCUGGUAUUUGAACUAUCUCGCUCAGCAACAAUACUUUCAGGACCCCGCGUUUAUCAACUAUUUGAAGUAUCUUCAAUAUUGGAAAUCGCCUGAAUAUGCCAAAUACAUUGUAUAUCCCCAUGCACUCCACUUCUUAGAUUUGUUGCAGCAUGCCCAAUUCCGCGAACAUGUGAUCACCGCAGAGCGAACGCAAGAUAUUCACAAAACACAAUACUAUCACUGGAUGUACUAUAGAAAGCCAGCAACAGAGACGCAAGGCGACCAAUCGCUACCUACCCUUGAAGGUGUGCCGCCAUCGCUUGACAAUAAUACCGACCUACACUUAGAAGCAUCCGAAUUUGUCAAUACCAAUAACAACGGAAACGACCAGAUUAGUAUGCAAAGUCAAUGAUUCUUCAAAGAUAUCCGAUAUGUAUCCUAUCUUGUACAUAGCAGUGUAACAAUUUCUUCGCGCUGUAUUCACAUGCACCUCACCGACCGACUUUUUCUAGAAAAAACCCCUCAUCAGCAAAUCACAAACACGUACAUAAUUGGCCUGUUUGUGCAGCGAAUGUCCUGAAUACAGGCUCUGGCUUUAAUUAAUAAAAUAUAAAUGGUGUGAUCUCCUACUAGCAGCAUAGAAAAGCUCUGCGUGUUGAAGAUAACGGAUCACUAAAUUAACUCAUUGUGAAACAGAAAUACAGAAAAUGU